AUGUGGACUGGCAUAACAUAUGAUAUUCGUGGGAAAGAGAGAUUGAAUACUGGAAAGCCAUUUAUAAUGGUCGUUAAUCAUCAGUGCCGUUCAGUAUUUGUUGAUCGGUUCAAUCACAAAAAGGCCUUACAGUCAUUAACGAAGUGUGCUGACAACAUUCUUUCGAAAAAUCUUAGUGUUGUAGUAUUCCCAGAAGGUACACGGAAUCAUGAGGGUGGAAUGCUGACGUUUAAGAAGGGAGCUUUUAACAUUGCGGUACAGGCUAAAGUUCCAGUAAUUCCUUGUGUCAUUUCAUCAUAUCGCGCAUUUUAUGAUAAAGAAGGAAAAUUUUUUAAAACUUACGGUCAUCUCGUUGUUGAAAUAAUGAGUCCUGUGUCGACAGACGAGCUAGCUUUGGAGGACGUUCCCGGAUUAACCGAAAGAAUUCGUUACGACAUGAUGAAAACUUUCGAACGUAUAAGCAGAGUAGCAGAAGAGAAACAGAAGGAACUUGAAACGAAGAAAAAUGCUUGA
Molecule: messenger RNA, 513 nt
Organism: Enterobius vermicularis (human pinworm)
Lineage: Eukaryota; Metazoa; Nematoda; Chromadorea; Rhabditida; Oxyuridae
Source: the annotation of a GenBank genome assembly